AAAUAUGUUGGAAUAUAUCAAAUGAGAUCGCCACAUUUGUUAGUUCGAGAUCCAGAACUUAUACAUAAUAUCCUCAUUAAGGAUUUUUCUAAUUUUAUAAAUCGUGGAAUACCAAUAGAUGUCGAAGCAGCANCGAUCGCUAAUCAUUUAUUUUUUAUGAAUGGACAGCAGUGGAGGAUUAUGAGAAAUAAAAUGAGCCCAGUUUUUACAUCUCGCAUGUUGAAAAAUAUGUAUGAUCAAAUUAAAGACUGUAGUAAUGUUUUAUUAGAAAAUAUCGAUACAAAACUAAAGCAAAACAAUAUCCUUGAAGUAAGAAGUAUGCUGGGAGAUUACUCCACCGAUGUAAUUGGUACCUGCGCAUUUGGUUUA
Daktulosphaira vitifoliae (grape phylloxera) is the source of this 369-nucleotide messenger RNA. Its product is annotated as cytochrome P450 6a8-like. NCBI's taxonomy places the organism in Eukaryota, Metazoa, Arthropoda, Insecta, Hemiptera, Phylloxeridae. The annotation marks the transcript as partial. Gene Ontology annotation, molecular function: oxidoreductase activity, acting on paired donors, with incorporation or reduction of molecular oxygen; iron ion binding; heme binding. The record is from RefSeq and is a predicted model, not a curated record. The transcript has 2 exons.